Elephantulus edwardii (Cape elephant shrew) is the source of this 960-nucleotide messenger RNA. Its product is annotated as olfactory receptor 2B2-like. Gene Ontology annotation, cellular component: membrane. NCBI's taxonomy places the organism in Eukaryota, Metazoa, Chordata, Mammalia, Macroscelidea, Macroscelididae. Gene Ontology annotation, molecular function: olfactory receptor activity; G protein-coupled receptor activity. The coding region runs from base 1 to 960 and encodes 319 amino acids. The transcript has a single exon. Gene Ontology annotation, biological process: G protein-coupled receptor signaling pathway. The record is from RefSeq and is a predicted model, not a curated record.
AUGAAUAAGGUAAAUGAGAGUGUCCCAUGGGAGUUCAUCCUGUUAGGCUUCUCAGACCGACCCUGGCUGGAGCUUCCUCUCUUUGUGAUAUUCCUGGUUUCCUAUAUCCUAACCAUCUUUGGCAAUGUAGCAAUAAUUAUUGUGGCCCAUCUGGACACUAAACUCCAUACCCCUAUGUAUUUUUUUCUUACUAAUCUGUCUGUCCUGGACCUUUGUUAUACCACAAGUACAGUUCCCCAAAUGCUGGUAAACAUAUGUAGUACUUGGAAGGGGAUUAGUUAUGGUGGCUGUGUGGUCCAACUUUUUAUUGCUCUGGCCUUGGGGUCCACUGAAUGUAUCCUCUUGGCCAUUAUGUCCUUUGAUAGGUUUGUAGCUAUUUGUAGACCCCUCCAUUACUCAGUUAUUAUGCAUCAAGGUCUCUGCAUCCAACUGGCAGCUGCCUCUUGGAUUAGUGGCUUUAGCAACUCAGCAUUACAGUCUACCUUGACUCUUGAAAUGCCACUGUGUGGACACAAAGAAGUAGAUCAUUUCUUCUGUGAAGUCCCUGCUCUGCUCAAGUUGUCAUGUGCUGACACAACAGUAAAUGAAGCUGAACUGUUCUUCAUCAGUGUGAUAUUCCUUCUCAUACCCCUGACUCUUAUCCUUAUAUCAUAUGGUUUCAUCACCAGAGCAAUUCUGAGAAUACAGUCAGUUGAAGGUAGGCGAAAGGCAUUUGGAACAUGUGGCUCCCAUCUAAUUGUGGUGUUACUCUUUUAUGGCACUGCUACCUAUAUGUACCUGCAACUUCCAUCGCCUGCCUCCAAGGACAGGGGAAAGGCAGUGUCUCUUUUCUAUGGAAUCAUCACACCCAUGUUGAAUCGCCUUAUAUAUACACUCAGAAACAAAGAUGUAAAGGGAGCUUUUAAGAGGCUAGUUCUAAAAGUUUUCUUGACCAAAAACAUUAGAAAUCUGGCAGCCUGA